AUGUCUAAAAGAUAUAGAGAGUUGAUCUCAUAUGAUAAUUUAAAUGUACCAAAUGCUUCAUCUUCAACUUUAAAUAAUACCGCACAACAGCAUACUGAAUUACGACAAUAUAAUGAAUUUCAAACCAGUUAUUUCAAAUUACAAAGUAUAAUCAAUAAGAAAGUCAAUGUAAGUUUAAAGUACGAGCAAUUGAAAACUCCCGAGAUUCAUUCAGCUUUAAUCAAGCCUAUAAGUCAUGAGAUCAUUUCAGUAGUCAAAGAGAAUGGAAGUGACUCAAAUGUGUCGGUUUUUACAGUAUACAUCCUAUUAUUAUUGAAAUACGAAUACCUAAUACAACUGGAAAACAAUUUGAUUCAGUAUGAUCUAUUAAUUUCUAGGUCUCAUGUUUGUGAAUUAAUGUCUAUCAGAAUGUUAAGAGAAUAUAGCUCGAUACAAAGAAUUCAAGUUCUAUUUGUGAAGCCACCUAGAGGUUUGAUAUCACUCGCUUAUGGAUUUGAUUAUAACACUUUGGAACUAUGUAUAUUAUCAAAACUGAAAUCUUUCUUAUCUCAACCAAUUAUAGUCCAAAUAUUGAACAAGUUUUACAACGGUGAUUUAAUUCACGACGAUGUGAGUCAAAACUAUACUAUGGCGAAAAAGUGCACUGCAAUGGCUGAUACUGAAAAGACUUUGUUGAACCACCGAAAUUAUGAAAGUUACAACAGCAAUAAUAACAAAUUGAAUUAUGAUAUAGAAAGCAAUCAAUCAAUAUUUCAAAGACAUGGAAAUUUGAUUGUUAAUGUAUACAAACGAAUAAACAUUGUCCCCAAGCAUCAAAAUAUAAUCAUUAACUUGAAAUUGAUUAUAUUUGCCAUUAAUUAUUUCAUAUUAACUCAACAACCAACGACUCAACCUCAUCUUAGUUUCAUGGAAAUUUUAUUUUGGUUGAUUGGGUUAAAUUUCAACUUUGAAAUUUUGACUAAAUUUCGUAAUAUUAAUUUCAGAUUUCUAAAUUUGAUAUUAUGGAAUCAUAUUGAUUUUUUUUUAAUUUGCAUUUUAAAUUUUUGUUUCAUAUUGAGAUUUUGUAUUACAGAUCAAAGUUAUUUCAAUGAUUUUUUUAGUUUAAUUGGUAUAAUUUUAUUUCCUAGAAUUUUAUCAAUAUUUAAUAACUACAAGUUUUUCAAUUUAAUUAUUCUUUCAUUUCAUAAAAUGUUUUUAAAUUUAGUUGGUUUAGUUUUGAUGUUUUUUACCUUAAUAUCAGGUUUUUAUUUUUGUUUUUUGAAACUUUCUAAUGAUCAAACACCAUUUGAGAUUUUAUUUAAUAUGGUCAAGGUUUUUUUUGGAUUUACUCCAUCUAUUUGGAACUACUGGGAUGAUUUUAAUACGUUGGGCAAAAUAAUGCAAAUGUGUUACUUAUUUUUGAUCCAAUUCAUCAUAGGCACUAUAUUAGCGAUUUGUUUGAGUGGUAUUUUCAAUAAGACUAGAGAAAAUAUCGAGUAUGAGUUUAAUUAUUUUAAACUGAAUAAUUUGAUAAUUUAUUUUAAGUGUUCGGAAUUGAAUCAAAGAUGGAGUUUUACUAAUGUUUAUUGUCAAAUAUUCAAAACACCUGUCAUAUUGUUAAUACUUAUUUAUGGUAUUUUCAGUUCAUUCAUUGUCAAAUUCAAAAAUGUUGCGUUCACAGCAUUUACAGGUAAAUAUGCUAUUAAUAAGCACAGCUAUGAAGAAGAAGAUGUAAGGAAUCUAAAAAAUUUCACAUUCAUAAAUAAACCAGAUUUUGAUCAUGAAUUAAAUUUCAAACCUUCCAUAAAUUUGAGAAAACGAAAGCCCAAGAACAAAAUUAUCAAGAAUUAUCAGUCGGUCAGUACUUUGGGAUGUAAUGGUAACCACUUGAGAACUGCAUCUACUGAUUCUUUUUUCAUUGAUCAAUUGUUGAACAGAAAAUAUGGUGGUUCGAAUAGCAAUAAUAUCAAUACAAAUGAUGAAUCAGUAUCUCGAAAUUUGGAAUCAAACAGAUUGUUUUCCAAAAAAUUUCAAGAAUCAAAACAACCUAAUCAAUCAUUAAGUGGAAGUCGAUCAAAUCAAAAACUGUCUCAAAUACCUCGAUAUAAACUGAUUCUUCAAAAUUCAAAAGAAAAUUCACACCAACCAUCCGUUUCACAAAUAUCAAGUUCCUACUCAGCAAUACAGAUGCAUCAAUCCCAAAUUCUACAACAACUGCAACAAAUUUCUAACACUUCAACAAUUGACCAAAUUUUAAGUAGAUUAGUAAAUUUAGAAACAUUAUUGACGAAAUUUACAGCUAUUGAAAGAAUAGAGGAUGAUAAAUUAAUUAUACUUAAUCAAUUAAAUCAAAUAAAAAGUAUGAAAACUAUAGAAAGUGAUAAUCUAUCAAUAAAUUCAAGUUCAAAUACUGAUAUUGAUUCUUUAAACGAUUAUAAAGGUCAACCAUUUGAAAUUGAUAAUAUUUAUGAAGAUAUUAAUGAAGAUGAUGCUAUAUCUAAUGAGAAUGAUCUGAAAAAAGAUCUGGCAGACGAAGAUGAAGACGAGUUUGAUAAAACUUUACCUUUAAGAUUUCAUGGAGUGAAUCGUGAUCUUAAUGAUGAUUUUGAUCAGUAUGAUAGUGAUAACACAUUUUAA
Molecule: messenger RNA, 2616 nt
Organism: Lodderomyces pseudojiufengensis
Lineage: Eukaryota; Fungi; Ascomycota; Pichiomycetes; Serinales; Debaryomycetaceae
Gene: FGR29
Product: Fgr29p
Exons: 1
Coding region: 1-2616 (871 amino acids)
Source: RefSeq, a predicted model, not a curated record